AUGGCUUCGACGCUUGAAUCAACCACCGAUAACCUCUCCAAACUCGACAUUGAUGGCGGUUUCGCCAAUUCCGCUCCUAAUCUACUGAAAAAUCUUUCUACCCUUUCCUUUGAGCAGAUUGAAUUGGCUAAGAUGUUGACGGAGAUGGGACAGAGUCAUUUGUUUGAGCAGUGGGCAGAGCCUGGCGUUGAUGACGAGGAGAAAAAAGCUUUCUUUGAUCAGGUGGCUCGGCUUAACUCAAGCUAUCCUGGUGGUUUGAAAUCUUACAUUAAAACUGCUAGAGAACUUUUAACAGACUCAAAAGCUGGGAAGAAUCCAUUUGAUGGCUUCACUCCUUCUGUCCCAACAGGAGAAUCGUUAACUUUUGGCAAUGAUACCUUUAUCAAUUAUGAGCAGGAAGGAGUUAAGGAAGCUAAGAAUGCUGCCUUUGUUCUUGUCGCAGGUGGUCUUGGGGAACGCCUUGGAUACAAUGGAAUUAAGGUGGCUCUUCCUGCAGAAACCACUACUGGAACGUGUUUUUUACAGAACUACAUUGAGUGUAUUUUGGCUCUUCAGGAUGCUAGCUGCGAACUCACACAAGCAGAAUGUAAAGAGAUUCCUUUUGCUAUCAUGACGUCGGAUGAUACACAUUUGUGCACAUUGGAGCUUUUAGAAUCAAAUUCUUAUUUUGGAAUGAAACCUACACAAGUAAAACUUCUGAAGCAGGAAAAAGUUGCAUGCUUAGAUGAUAAUGAUGCUCGGAUUGCUCUGGAUCCUAAAAACAAGUACAGAAUUCAGACAAAGCCUCAUGGCCAUGGUGAUGUGCAUUCUCUUCUUUAUUCCAGUGGCCUUUUGAAGACAUGGCAUGAUACUGGUGUGAGAUGGGUUCUUUUCUUUCAAGAUACCAAUGGACUUCUGUUCAAGGCAAUUCCAGCAUCAUUGGGAGUCAGUGCUACCAAACAAUACCAUGUUAACUCUCUUGCUGUUCCACGUAAAGCGAAAGAAGCUAUUGGAGGCAUAACCAAGCUUACUCAUGCCGACGGGAGAUCUAUGGUGAUCAAUGUAGAAUACAAUCAGCUGGAUCCUCUGCUUCGGGCGACUGGGCAUCCCAAUGGAGAUGUCAAUUGUGAAACUGGCUAUUCUCCUUUCCCAGGAAAUAUUAACCAGUUGAUUUUGGAACUUGGUCCUUACCUUGAGGAGCUCAAGAAUACUGGAGGUGCAAUAAAGGAGUUUGUUAACCCAAAAUACAAAGAUUCUACUAAAUCUUUAUUCAAAUCCUCAACUAGGCUUGAGUGUAUGAUGCAAGAUUAUCCAAAAACAUUGCCUUCAUCUGCAAGAGUCGGAUUUACGGUGAUGGAUACAUGGCUUGCUUACGCACCUGUAAAGAACAACCCAGAGGAUGCUGCUAAGGUGCCAAAGGGAAAUCCAUAUCAUAGUGCAACUUCUGGAGAAACGGCCAUCUAUCGAGCAAACAGCCUAAUUCUGAGAAAGGCUGGCGUCCAAGUGGGUGAUCCUGUGGAAGAGGUCUUCAAUGGCCAAGAGGUAGAAGUGUGGCCUCGUAUCACAUGGAAGCCAAAAUGGGGGCUAAUAUUUUCAGACAUCAGAAAGAAAGUUGGCAAAAAUUGCUCCAUUUCUGAAAAAUCAACAUUGGUCAUCAAGGGCCGUAAUGUCUUUCUCGAAGAUCUCUCUUUGGACGGAACUCUUAUCGUUGAUGCUGUUGACAAGGCAGAGGUGAAAGUAGAAGGUUCAGUGCAGAACAAGGGCUGGACAAUUGAAAGCGUCGACUACAAAGAUACUUCAAUACCAGAAGAAAUAAGGAUCCGGGGUUUCAAAAUCAACAAAAUCGAACAGCUGGAAAAGAAUUAUAAUGAGCCUGGCAAGUUUAGCUUGAAGCCUUGAAAGUGAACACAUACAGGGAGACAAACGUCCUCCAUCCUUUUUAUUUUAUUUUAUUUUAAUUACUCUUAUCUGUUGUUAUUAAGCAUAGCAUUUUACCCAUUCAUCGGGUUAGGAAUAAAUCUCAUUGUUCCUUGCGUAGUUAUUAUUUAUAAGUUGGUCUAAAGCCAUUUUUUUGUUUGAAGAUGAUGAUAUUAUCCUCCUUAAGGUUAAAUUUCUUGGAUGAAUUUUUUUAAGUAUUUUAAUUCUUUCCCAUUCUAGCAAAGAAUGAGAAAAUUGUAUAAAGAGAGGCGAAUCUUGCCCUUGUAGCUUGAACAGAAA
This is a messenger RNA of Pistacia vera, 2196 nucleotides long. Its product is annotated as UDP-sugar pyrophosphorylase-like. The transcript has 17 exons. Gene Ontology annotation, molecular function: UDP-N-acetylglucosamine diphosphorylase activity. Bases 1 to 1878 code for a protein of 625 amino acids. NCBI's taxonomy places the organism in Eukaryota, Viridiplantae, Streptophyta, Magnoliopsida, Sapindales, Anacardiaceae. Gene Ontology annotation, biological process: UDP-N-acetylglucosamine biosynthetic process. The record is from RefSeq and is a predicted model, not a curated record.